AUGCGCGCGAGUUACGGGAAGGCCCCUGACGCCACUCACGAGGAGUUGAAGGACGUGCUCAUGCGUACAGGGCAUUGUACGGGCAUCCAGGCCAAGCUGCUGUUGGAGAAGUUGCCGGUCAUUUUGGUGUACCUCUUUGAUGGGGACGAGGUGACUGAGUAUUCCAUCUCCGAUGUAGCGGCUGCUGUGUGCCAAAUCUACGAACAAGAGGAUGAGUUUCGACAG
This is a messenger RNA of Perkinsus marinus ATCC 50983, 225 nucleotides long. RefSeq lists its product as hypothetical. Lineage: Eukaryota; Perkinsozoa; Perkinsida; Perkinsidae. The record is from RefSeq and is a predicted model, not a curated record. The annotation marks the transcript as partial. The transcript has 3 exons.